Thecamonas trahens ATCC 50062 is the source of this 3156-nucleotide messenger RNA. RefSeq lists its product as uncharacterized. Gene Ontology annotation, cellular component: mitochondrion. The record is from RefSeq and is a predicted model, not a curated record. Gene Ontology annotation, biological process: L-valine catabolic process. Lineage: Eukaryota; Apusomonadida; Apusomonadidae. The transcript is spliced from 2 exons. Bases 1 to 3144 code for a protein of 1047 amino acids. Gene Ontology annotation, molecular function: protein binding; NAD binding; NADP binding.
AUGAGUAAUGCGAUGCCUUCGUGGUUCUUUACCCGCUGUGCGGAGAAUCCCGGAGCAGGGUAUGCCGUCGGCCUGCCGGCGGCAAACGUGGUGAUGGCUGAAUCGUACGCCAUUGUGAGCGAUGAGGUGCCUGACGAUGUCACGACUCAAGUCGAGCUCAAGUUGGACCUGAAGAUGUGUAACAAUUGUGGCCGCCGGAUGCCGAAGGAGGUGACAAGGAGCGAGAACUGGGCAGACGGCUUCUGCCGUGCCUACGACAUGGUGUACUUUUGCCAGCCAGCGUGCAAGAGGUACUUUCUUGUUCCGGAGUGGAAUCAUGCUGAGCGCGGAAGUGAGAGCGCGGCAGCGAGCGGCCACCAAGCUCAAAGCCAGUACGGAAUGCUUGCUUUGCCUGACGAGCUCCUGGUCUACAUCCUUGGCUCCCUGGAUCCACAGGCGUUUGCGGCGCUGGCAGCAAGCUGCAAGAGGCUGUGGCGGAUUGCCCACGAUCGCCGUCUGCUGAGCAAGAUGCUCCAGAAGAACAUCUACGCGUGUAAGCUGAUGGCCAGCGACACGAGGUUGCCUGAUCGUGGAGCGAUGAGCACGACGUGGCUGUACAUGAUGGCGACGUCGGCAGAGGAGAGCACGGAUCGACAGGACUUCUUCAACUGCGCGUGGGAACGCGGGUGGGUCCGGAUUGCGGUCAAGACUGCGUGCAAGCUUGUGUCGGAGUUUCCCGGCUCGAGCGAGGAGCUGGGCCUCCUGUGGAUGUCGUCGGACGAGAUUGUGGCAGAUGCCAAAGACGCGGUCUCUGCCGGCAUGUUGGCGAGCCCGCUUGCGUGCGUUGAGGCCGAGGUGAUUGCGGUGGUGCAGCGCGCGAUGGUGCGCGGCGGCGAGCGCGCGCAUCGCGGACGUGAGCUUAUGGCUGCUUUGGCCCCGGGCAGCUCUCUUGUCCGGCGCGGAAGCUGGAUUCUGCGCAGCGAUGUGAUGGCUGCGGUGGAAACUCGCUUCCCUCACGCGACGUCGAGUGGCAAAGUCAGAAGCCUGGUGAUCGAGUACCUGGACAACGGUGGCGAGUCCACCACUCCUGCGGAUCUUGUGCGCAACUUUAGCCGGCAAGAAACCAUGUUUGCACCGACUGCGGAUGUCGACGAGUGGAUUCCGAUUCCGGCGCUGGCCGCAGCGCGCACAGCGGUGCGCAACGGGGAGGUGCUGGCACCGCCGCUCACGCCGCGGCUGAUCGGCGUGCUCUCGGCCACCAGCAUCAACAAGGUGACGACGGCAUGGCUCGACGCGCGAGUGACGAAAGCGACUACGAGCGAGGAGCUCGAGUCGAUUGUGGCCGAAGCUUCGCGCUGGCCGAGCGUGAUCGCGGCUGAGCGAGAGCUGGACGCCGCUGUCUACCGUUUCUGGUUCGUCACUGACAAGAUUGUCCCCGUUGAGAUGGCGGCGCUCAAGGCGGCAAUGGCCAAGAGUGGCAUUCCAUCGUGGCGUCACAAUGUUGCCGCCAUGUUUCUCAUGCCUGCGGCUGCUGACGGGACCGUCACCCCGCGCACACUCGACCAUGGGGCGCAUGCAGAGUCCGAUGCGAUAGCGGGCGCGAUGGCGGCGGUGGUCAGCGCCCUGGUCCCGUUCAGCACCCGGCUGGACGAGCUCAGAUCGCGGAGGAUUGUGGCCAAGGACGUACAGCUGGACAACUCCAGCCACCACCUUGUCACCGACUAUGUGGUGAACGGCGACGAAGCGACUCUGGAGGAGCUAAAGCUCCUUCGCCGGCUCGACUGGGAGUUCUGGAAGCCGCGUGAGGAUGAGAUCUGGGAACGCUGCGGUGGAUGGACAGGUGGCCUCAGCGUGCUGCGCCUGGCGUUCGAGUGGAUGAAGCCAACGGCGUCGCAGGCCCAGCGGAUUGCGUUUCUGAAGAAGGCAGCCGACUUUUGCCCUUCUCUUGCACGGCAUCAAGACGACCUGCAUGACUCGCGCAAUAUCCUGGAUUUCCUCAACCAGGGCGUCGGAUCGGCGAUGUUUGACUUUGUCAAGACCAAUGUGCCGGCCACCGACCACCCGAGCUUCCACACCCGUGUCUUCCGAUGGAUAGACAAAAUGGACACCAUUUGCUCAUGCACGGCCACGGCCUGUCGCGUGCACGGCACAUACGAUGUGCCCGUCUCGGUCUGCAACGCGGUGAUUCGGAUCUUCGCCGCGUCCAACUCGAUCCCGGAGCUCUUCGAACGGCUCGGCGAUACCUCGGCGUGGGACACCGUGGGCUUCAUCGGCCUCGGCAACAUGGGUGCCCAUAUGGCGACGAACCUGUCCAAGGCUGGCCACCCGCUGGUGGUGUACGAUGUGUUCCCUGAGGCUGCCACGCGGCUGGCAGCGGAGGCGCCGAGCAACGUGGUGGUGGCGGGCUCGCCGGCCGACGUCGGCGCGUCCAAGGCCGAGGUCAUUGUGACCAUGCUGCCGUCGUCGCCGCACGUCGAGUCGGUGUACAACGGGCCCGACGGCGUGUUUGCCGGGGCGGGCGACGCGUCGAAGUUCUGCAUUGAUGCGUCGACGAUCUCGCCGCCUGUGGCUGCCGCCGUGGCCGAGUCGGCCAAGUCCAAGGGCCACGUCCUCAUCGACGCGCCGGUCUCGGGUGGCACCAUCGGGGCCGAGAACGCGACGCUGACGUUUAUGGUUGGGGCCGAGAAGGCCGAGUUUGAGCAGGCGCGGGCGGUGCUUGGCCGGAUGGGCCAGAACAUUGUCCACUGCGGCUCGCACUCGACCGGCCAGGUCGCCAAGGUUGCCAACAACCUCGUUCUCGGCAUUUCCAUGAUCGCGGUCAACGAGGCCAUGAACCUUGGCGUCAAGUCGGGCAUGGACCCCAAGGUCCUUGCCGGUAUUUUCAACACCUCGUCGGCCCGCUGCUGGUCGUCGGACACGUACAACCCGUGCCCGGGGGCCAUGGAUGGUGUCCCGGCCGCGCGCGGCUUCACUGGCGGAUUUGCCGCCCCGCUCAUGGCCAAGGACCUCUCGCUCGCCAUCGAGGCCGCCAACGCCAUCAACGCCCCGCUCAACCUCGGCUCCUCUGCCCAUGCUCUCUACCGGCUCAUGUGCACCAACGGCAUGUCGGACCUCGACUUUUCUGGCUACUGGCAGAUGCUCCAGGACAAGCCCUCGUCCAAGUGAACGAUCUCCCGC